Messenger RNA from Alosa alosa (allis shad), 568 nucleotides. RefSeq names its product histone H2A-like. The record is from RefSeq and is a predicted model, not a curated record. The coding region runs from base 78 to 503 and encodes 141 amino acids. Gene Ontology annotation, cellular component: nucleosome. The transcript has a single exon. Gene Ontology annotation, molecular function: protein heterodimerization activity; DNA binding; structural constituent of chromatin. Lineage: Eukaryota; Metazoa; Chordata; Actinopteri; Clupeiformes; Clupeidae.
CGUUGAUUGGCUCUCAACAUUCCGUUCUCAGCCACUGAGACACUGAGUAGCCCGGCGCCAGUGUGACAUAAUAGGACAUGUCUGAGAGCAUAAGUGAGUACGAGUAUUUAGACGAAUUGUCUACAACAACUGAAAACAUGAGCGGCCGAGGUAAAACCGGUGGCAAGGCCAGAGCAAAGGCUAAGACUCGUUCAUCCAGGGCUGGACUUCAGUUCCCUGUGGGCCGUGUGCACAGGCUGCUGCGCAAAGGUAACUAUGCUCAGCGUGUCGGCGCUGGUGCACCGGUCUAUUUGGCUGCAGUGCUCGAGUAUCUGACUGCUGAGAUCCUGGAGUUGGCCGGCAAUGCUGCCCGUGACAACAAGAAGACUCGUAUCAUUCCCCGCCAUCUGCAGCUGGCUGUGCGCAACGACGAGGAGUUGAACAAGCUGCUCGGUGGAGUGACCAUUGCUCAGGGUGGUGUAUUGCCCAACAUCCAGGCUGUGCUGCUGCCCAAGAAGACUUGAGAAGUCCAAGUAAACCUGCUCCUUCGAAGUCUCAGAAACAAAGGCUCUUUUAAGAGCCACCCAAA